Emys orbicularis (European pond turtle) is the source of this 1167-nucleotide messenger RNA. RefSeq names its product trophoblast glycoprotein (gene TPBG). Lineage: Eukaryota; Metazoa; Chordata; Testudines; Emydidae. The record is from RefSeq and is a predicted model, not a curated record. The transcript has a single exon. Gene Ontology annotation, molecular function: protein binding. Gene Ontology annotation, cellular component: plasma membrane. The coding region runs from base 1 to 1167 and encodes 388 amino acids. Gene Ontology annotation, biological process: negative regulation of canonical Wnt signaling pathway.
AUGGCGGGGCGCGCUCUGCGAGGCGCUGCGCCCCCGGCCCCGGGCGGGGAGAGGCGGGCGGCGCUGGGGCUGCUGCUGCAGGUGCUGCUGGGCUGGGGCUCGGCUCAGCAGCCCGGCUCCUGCCCCGCGCCCUGCGAGUGUUCCGAGACGGCCCGGACGGUGAAGUGCGUGAACAGGAACCUCACGGCGGUGCCCCCGGACCUGCCGCCCUACGCGCGGCUCCUCUUCCUCACGGGCAACCGGCUCGCCAGCCUCCCGCCCGGCGCCUUCCUUUCGCCCCCGCUGCCCCAGCUCAGCCUCCUCAACCUGAGCGGCAGCCACCUGGAGCAGGUGGAGGCGGGCGCCUUCGCCAGCCUGCCCAGCCUGAGGCAGCUGGACCUGAGCGGCAACGCCCUGGCCAGGCUCAGCCCCGAGGCCUUCGGCAACGCCAGCAGCCCCCUGGAGAAGCUGAACCUCAGCAACUCCCUCAGCAGCCAGAGCGCGGUGUCCGCCCUGGCCGAGCUGCUGGGCUCGGGGGUGCUGGGCAACCUGAGCCGCCUGGAGCUGGCCGACAACAGGCUGCUCUCCCUGCCUGCGGGCAUGUUCUCCUCCCUGCCCAGCCUGCAGCACCUGGACCUGCGGAACAACUCCCUGGUGAGCUUGCAGGCCGCGACCUUCCACAGCCUGGCCCAGCUUCAGAGCCUCGACCUCAGCCACAACUCCCUGAAGUGCCUGAAGAACGCCACCAUCGCCCAGCUCCGCAGCCGGCCCGCGCUCCGCAGGAUCAGCCUGGACCACAACACCUGGGUCUGCGACUGCUGCAUCGAGCACUUGGUGAGCUGGCUCAAGGAGAGCGACCAGGUGGAAGGGAAAGGGGCCUUGAAGUGUUCUUACCCUGACAAGAUGCGGGACAAACCCCUGGUGAAGACCAACAGCUCAGACCUGGACUGUUCUGUGCCUGUAGACAUCCAGUCCCAACUGCAAACUUCGUAUGUCUUCUUAGGGAUAGUGCUGGCUCUCAUUGGAGCCAUUUUUCUCCUAGUUUUGUAUUUGAACCGAAAAGGAAUCAAAAAGUGGAUGUACAAUAUCAGAGAUGCAUGUAGGGAUCACAUGGAGGGAUAUCACUACAGAUACGAGAUGAAUGCAGACCCCAGGUUAACAAACCUCAGCUCUAGUUCUGAUGUAUGA